GAUAGCUGCUUCGUGACAGAAUAAAAACUGGAUGUUAAGUUUUGCAUUGGGAAGUGAUUGAUGUGUGCUUGUGCAGCUUGUAGCACUAUGAGAAACACAGGUUGCAGCUGCUGAUGAUGUUUGCUAGAAGUAGAUUGAAAAAGCAAGAAAAUGAAAUUGCACUUCUGCACAGAAAACCUGUUGUAAAACUGUGGGGCAGAAAGCAAUUCCGGAAACAAAAACUCCAUUUGUUUCUGCGGGACAAAAUGAAGAGGCUUCUUCAAGGUCAGGUAGAUGAGAAUCCAAACCAUGCUCAUCACUGCCAGCUCUCCCCGGUGGAGAUUGAAACAGACAUGUUUGUUUGUGGAAUAAAGAGGAGCUCCAUGAGCACUGAAUUUUGCACUGCUGGAGGGGACUUUCAUCAGGAUGGAGGACAUGAUUCCAAGGGAGUGAGCGAAGUGUGUGUUGGUGAGGUGGAACUGAACUGGGAUGGCUAUGUAAAAAUACCGUGCUCGGUUCAACAGAACAAGAAGGACUUCCAGGGAAAUUCUUCUGAUGGUAUGAUGCAGACCUAUUCUGAAAGAAAGGGCAGAGUGUCUGAAGGGCAAGACCUUUCUUCUCUGAGCAUUAGCAUGAGCUGGAGGGAGGUAGCUGAAAGGCAAGGGUGCUUUCCCCAGGAAAAGCCCACUGCUUAUAAGAGCCAUAGACGGCAAUCAAGGGAUCGCUCAGCUGAUGUGGUUGAUUACAUUGUUAAAGAGCUCCAGGGAAUAAGUCGCAUCCAGACGGAGAUUGCAGAGCUCCGGCAGCACCUCAAUUUGAUAAAAGGCUCUGUGGAUGAAGUCUCCAGCUGCGUGGACACAGUCUUGAGUGAGAUAGAAGGCCUGCAAGGUGGUUCCACUGGCAAAUCCCAGGGUACACGUGCUCGGGAGCCCAAUAGGGAGCUCCACAAGGAAGAACCCAUAUUGUAUUUUUAUGGGAUCCCAGAAAAAGAUGGUGAAAACACAGUAGAGCUUAUCUGCAGCUUCUUGUCUGAAUAUCACUGUUUCAACGGUAUCCAGUGCAGUAAGUAUAUAAAAGAUGCUUAUAGAUCAGAUAUUGGUACAGGCAAGCCGUUAACACCAAGACCAGCAGUUGUGAAACUUGUAAAUUGUGAACAGAGAGACUUUAUUUUACAGAAGUCUAUCCUUCUGCAAAGCUCAGGUGUCCGAAUUGCUACCAGUGAAGAGGAGAAGCGGCAGAAUGGCCAGAGGGGCCGCAAAACAGAUUCAGUCUCUUUGCAGUCUGGCUUCAAGAAAAAUCAUCGCAACUCAGUGAAUCCUGAUGCAGCUCAGAGAACUGAUGCAGUUGGGCACCUUCAGACGGACUCGUGCCAGGUUAAGUAUAAAAGCACAAGCAGGAAAACACAGUGUGCAGGGGAGAGACUUGAUUCUGUGCAGAAGUCAGCCUUGACUAAGAAAAGCAACUUGAUACCUGAAGCUGGGAAGGAAGCACAAACAAUAAGCUGUACUGAGCAGCCUUCAGAUGAGAGUGACAUUCACCAGGCCCUUCAUGAACCUCUGCAGAAUUCACAGGUAACCAAUUUGGCCAAAUCAGGUGAUGGAAAUGUCUGCUGCUCAUCUGAAUCUUUGGGCAGCGCAAGCCAGAUGUGUGCUUCAAGCAAUGAUAGUGAGCACAGGCUUGACACUGAAAGCGUCACUGAGAAUGGUUCUUCCCUUCUAGAUAAAGAUGAGGGGAUAACCACAGAAGAAAUUGAAACAGACUGUGAUACCCCAUGCAAACUUACUAGUGUGGAGAAAGUUGAUAUUCAAAGAGAAGACAUUUCUAGUGGAGUGACAACCAUUAGCUAUGAUCAUACAACAGAUGAAAUGGCUGAUAGUAGUGACAGCUUGAAAGAUAUGAUCCAAAUGGACCUGAAUGAUCAAGAUCCAACUGAUCAGGUCUUUAGGGAUGUCCUGGAAAAUUCCCAAUACUUCCUUGACCAUUCUCGGGAUAGCAUUGAUCUUGUAGACAUGAAGUUCUACACCAAUAAGCUUGGGAAAGCUAUUAAUCACUUCAGGUCUGCUCUGCAGGUGGUGUUUCACAAAUUGGAGACAAGUGAUUCUGAAAUCCUUUUGGAAAAUGAUAGUGGCUUACAGAUGGACGAUGACAAUAUGCUGAUGCUGACCAGUUCAGGUAUGUGUGGCAGCUCUGACAACUUUGCAGAAACCCCUCCUAGUCAAUCCUCUGAGAGCCAGCCAAACACAACUGUCCACAGUGAAGCGUCUGCUCAGAUGCAGGUUGUUCCUCCCAGUCUUUCCUCUGUUCCAUAUGAGCCUCCUGCUUCCAGUUUAAUGCCAUCAUCUGACUGUGAAAUCCCUGUGGGACAGCACUCACCUCCUGAGGAGCUUGGAGAAUAUGCGAACUCUCUACCUGAACAAGCAAAGGAGUGCAGACCCAUGAGCCUUGACAAGGUGUGCGCAGAGACUAUCUACCUGAACAAAUGCAUCAACAAUUUCAAAAAUGUGCUGAGGGAAAAGAGACAAAUGCGUAGGAGACUCUUAAAAGAAUUAGCGCAGGAAGGAAACUGGAUUUCCACUGAGGAGACAAAUUCAGAAGGAGGUAGAGGAGAGCUCCAGGGUCAAGAUGAGGCUGAUCCAUCGAAACCACCCUGGCUCAAAGGAGGGCCUGCAGGUGGUCUCUAUGGCAUUGAUAGCAUGCCUGAUCUACGCAAAAAAAAACCAAUUCCACUCGUCAGUGAUCUGUCACUGGUUCAGUCUCGGAAAGCCGGAAUUACCUCAGCAAUGGCCACUAGAACAUCUCUCAAAGAUGAAGAGCUGAAAUCUCAUGUCUAUAAGAAGACCUUGCAAGCCUUAAUUUACCCCAUCUCCUGUACAACCCCGCACAACUUUGAAGUGUGGACAGCCACAACUCCUACCUACUGCUACGAAUGUGAGGGGCUGCUGUGGGGCAUUGCACGCCAGGGAAUGCGCUGCGGUGAAUGUGGGGUCAAGUGCCAUGAGAAGUGCCAAGACUUGCUCAACGCUGACUGCUUACAGAGAGCAGCAGAGAAGAGCUCAAAGCAUGGAGCUGAAGACCGAACCCAGAAUUUCAUCAUGGCCAUGAAGGAUCGCAUGAAAAUUCGGGAGCGGAACAAGCCCGAGAUCUUUGACUUGAUCAGAGAUGUGUUCUGUGAGAGUAAAAUGACACAUGCUCAGCAGAUGAAGACAGUGAAGCAGAGCGUGCUUGAUGGCACCUCAAAAUGGUCAGCAAAGAUAACUAUCACGGUGCUGUGUGCUCAGGGUCUGCAGGCCAAAGACAAGACUGGGUCCAGCGAUCCAUAUGUAACCGUUCAAGUCGGUAAAACGAAGAAGAGGACAAAAACAAUUUUUGGGAAUCUGAACCCUGUUUGGGAAGAGAAGUUUUACUUUGAGUGCCAUAAUUCUUCUGACCGGAUCAAGGUGCGUGUAUGGGAUGAAGAUGAUGACAUCAAGUCUCGCGUCAAGCAGAGGUUGAAACGCGAGUCAGAUGAUUUCCUGGGGCAGACAAUCAUUGAAGUCCGUACUCUGAGUGGAGAAAUGGAUGUGUGGUACAACCUUGAGAAGCGAACAGAUAAGUCUGCAGUGUCUGGGGCUAUUCGCCUGCAAAUCAGCGUGGAGAUCAAAGGCGAGGAGAAGGUGGCCCCAUAUCAUAUUCAGUACACUUGCCUUCAUGAGAAUCUCUUUCACCAUCUCACAGAUGUGCAAGGGAAUGGGGUGGUGAAGAUCCCUGAUGCCAAAGGAGAUGAUGCCUGGAAGGUGUAUUUUGAUGAGACAGCUCAAGAGAUCGUAGAUGAAUUUGCAAUGCGUUACGGCAUUGAGUCGAUAUACCAGGCCAUGACGCAUUUUGCAUGUCUCUCCUCUAAAUACAUGUGCCCAGGUGUGCCAGCUGUGAUGAGCACCUUACUUGCCAAUAUCAAUGCUUAUUAUGCGCACACCACUGCCUCCACGAAUGUGUCUGCUUCGGACCGCUUUUCAGCCUCCAACUUUGGGAAAGAACGAUUUGUAAAGCUUCUGGACCAGCUUCAUAAUUCACUUCGGAUUGAUCUCUCAAUGUACAGGAAUAACUUCCCAGCCAGCAGCCGCGAACGGCUGCAGGACCUGAAGUCUACAGUGGAUUUGCUGACCAGCAUUACUUUUUUCAGGAUGAAGGUCCAAGAGCUGCAGAGUCCACCUCGAGCCAGCCAGGUAGUGAAGGACUGUGUAAAAGCUUGCCUCAACUCCACCUACGAGUACAUUUUCAACAAUUGUCAUGAGCUGUACAGUCGCGAGUACCAGACAGAUCCUAACAAAAGUCAGGACCUUCCUCCUGAGGAACAGGGCCCCAGCAUCAGGAACCUGGAUUUCUGGCCCAAGCUCAUCACUUUGAUAGUUUCCAUCAUAGAAGAGGAUAAGAAUUCUUAUACCCCAGUCCUGAAUCAGUUUCCUCAGGAGCUUGCUGUGGGGAAGAUCAGCGCGGAGGUGAUGUGGAGCCUUUUUGCCCAGGAUAUGAAAUAUGCCAUGGAAGAGCAUGAGAAACACAGACUGUGUAAAAGUGCAGACUAUAUGAAUUUACACUUCAAAGUGAAGUGGCUGUACAAUGAAUAUGUUCGUGAUCUGCCUGCCUUCAAAGGAAAAGUGCCUGAGUAUCCAGCCUGGUUUGAGCAGUUUGUGAUGCAGUGGCUGGAUGAAAAUGAAGACGUUUCCCUGGAAUUCCUGCAUGGUGCCCUGGAGAGAGAUAAAAAAGAUGGGUUCCAGCAAACAUCUGAGCAUGCUCUCUUCUCUUGCUCAGUGGUGGAUGUCUUCACCCAACUCAAUCAGAGCUUUGAGAUCAUUAAGAAGCUGGAGUGCCCAGACCCUGUCAUUGUUGCUCAUUAUAACAGGAGGUUUGCUAAGACUAUUGGGAAAGUGCUGAUGCAGUAUGCUGACAUCCUCUCCAAGAGCUUCCAGUCCUACUGUUCCAAGGAGAAACUGCCCUGCAUCCUGAUGAAUAACAUCCAACAGCUUAGGGUGCAGCUGGAGAAGAUGUUUGAAGCCAUGGGUGGUAAAGAGUUGGAUGCAGAAGCAAGUGACCAUCUCAAAGAGCUCCAGGUGAAGCUGAACAAUGUUUUGGAUGAGCUGAGUGCAGUGUUUGGUAACAGUUUUCAGAGUCGUAUUGAUGAGUGUGUCAAGCAAAUGUCUGAUAUCCUCUGUCAAGUGAAAGGGACAGGAAAUGUUGCUGCUAAUGCCAGAAACACAGUUGCACAAGAUGCAGAUAAUGUCCUGAGGCCAUUGAUGGAUUUCCUGGAUGGAAACCUGACACUGUUUGCAACUGUGUGUGAAAAGACAGUGUUGAAACGGGUGCUGAAGGAGCUCUGGAGGGUUGUAAUGAAUACCAUGGAGAAGCUGAUUGUGCUGCCUCCUCUUACAGACCAUACGGGCACACAGUUGAUUUUCAGUGCUGCUAAGGAACUGGGACACUUGUCAAAGUUGAAGGAUCAUAUGGUGAGAGAAGAAACUAGGAGUCUCACUCCAAAGCAGUGUGCGGUUUUGGAUCUGGCACUGGAUACUAUCAAACAAUAUUUCCAUGCUGGUGGGAAUGGCCUGAAGAAAACAUUCUUGGAGAAGAGUCCAGACCUGCAGUCACUCCGAUAUGCUCUCUCUCUCUACACUCAGACCACAGACACUCUCAUAAAAACCUUCGUCCAGACUCAGACAGCUCAGGGCUCCGGUGUGGAUGAUCCUGUGGGUGAAGUGUCCAUACAGAUCGACCUGUAUACCCACCCAGGAACUGGUGAACACAAGGUCACAGUGAAAGUUGUGGCAGCCAAUGACCUGAAGUGGCAGACAUCCGGCAUGUUCCGUCCAUUUGUUGAAAUCACCAUGAUCGGGCCCCAUCAGAGUGAUAAGAAGAGGAAGUUCACAACCAAGUCGAAGAGCAACAACUGGGCUCCCAAAUACAAUGAAACCUUUCACUUCAUACUGGGGAACGAAGACGGUCCUGAUGCCUACGAGCUCCAAGUCUGUGUGAAGGACUACUGCUUCGCUCGGGAGGACCGGGUGCUGGGGAUAGCAGUGAUGCAGCUCAGAGACAUAGUGGACAAAGGAAGCUGUGCUUGCUGGUGCCCCCUCGGGCGCAGGAUUCACAUGGAUGAGACUGGCCUUACAGUCCUGAGGAUUCUCUCUCAAAGAACCAAUGAUGAAGUUGCCAGAGAAUUUGUAAAGUUGAAAUCUGAGUCCCGCUCCACAGAGGAGGGCACCUGAGCUGGGCUGUGUAAUGUUCCCUUUUCUCUUCUGCCUUGUGCCAAUAUGUGCAAGUGUUCAACAAUUCUCUUUUAUUAAUUACAAAAGGUUUUUUCAUGUCGUCUUUGUCAGUUCCAAUAGCGCACGUGUGCUGUACGGGAAACAAAUCCAUCAAUCUGAUGUGAAUUAUUUAUUUUUUAGUAGCUGGGUAAGAAACUGUAGAGAAUGAGACAAUCUCUUCUUAUUUAAGAUGCAAAUUCUGCUUUGUGUAUAUAAAUUAUUUUAUAUUGGAGGCUGGGUAUGCUGGGUUUUGUUGAUAUGCAGCACUGUGAUUUUAUCCUCCGAAGCUGGCAGACGUUAAAAAGGUUCUACGUAAUCACACUAUGAUACAAACAACUGUGUGGAAAUGGGGAGAAGCAUGAUUUGGGGGUUUGGCAAAGCACGGUUCUCUCUCACUGAAUUCGUGUACUGCGGAGCUGCCGGGGGAUGUUCUGGCACACAUUAUACCAAUGUCCCCGUGUGAUACACAGCUCAACGUCUGCUUAAAAAAGAAGUUGCAAACUGCUCUGAAGAUGCACACCAAAUGAAUGUAUGACCAUGGAUGUGCUGCUGUGAGCAUGGGCGAGGCUAGUGGGACUAGUGCAGGGGGGCCUAAGAUCUCAUAGCCAAAAGCUGCAAAGGCAACACACCAGGAGCAGACUGCAGCUGCCCUGCCGCUGUAAUUAGAUGGUCUAAUUGUGUCUCGGAGAAUAUAAAUCCCUGCGUGCUGCUGGGAAUCCUGCAUCACCAGUGCUGUAACACUGUGGUGCUGUAAGCUGCUGAACAUCUCAAGUCACACUUUGGCUACCGUGACCGACACGGUAGGGAAGGGAACAACAUCAGAGCCAUGAUAAAUAACAUGGCUGCUAUAUACUUUUUCCACUUCAAUAUUCUUUUGUUAGUUUUUUGACGUAGGAUUGGAUAAUUGAAUACUUGCAGGCUUUCUGUAGCAUUUUGUUAUCCUGGAGUAGCUGAGACCAUUUCUCACUAUGAACCCAGAAAUGAUGGCUCACUUGGGAGAGAGCAGCGCGUCUCUCCUCUGCAAGCGCGCAGUCUGGAGUACUGGUCAAGGGGCAGCAGGUUCAUUCGGUUCUGAUCUUGAAGUUGCUGGUAGCCGUGCUGCAGUUGAUCCAUGCUGACUGUCAUUAAUCUGUGAUUUAACAAUACCACUGAAAAUAUUUUUGCACUGUCUUAAAGAAGCGUGCUGGUUUCGUUUUCUUGCAAAGCGAAACACUGUCCAGAGCAAAGUGAUUGCAGGGAGGUCAGAAUUAGUCAGACUGAAAAUUCAUCAGCAGGAAGGUCUGGAUUAGUGAUUGCACCUGAGGUAUGUUUGCUGGAGGGUUUUACUGUUUUGGGGAUUUUUUGCUAUGACUCUUGGGGAUAUUUUGCUGAAUGACUUUUAUUUUUAUUUUUUUUCUAUUUUCUCUGACACUUGUACAGCUGUAUGAUAUGACUCCUGUAUUUCAUGGGCCUGCUCGUAGUGUUAUGAGACUUCACAUCUGCUUUGUUCUUGUCCUUGGUGUAUUAUAAUAAUGCUUUUCAAAACUCCAUGCUAUUUGUCAUGAUUUUGAAUCAUUGUAUGUGCCAUUGGUACGAGAACUAUUAGUACAGUCUUUAAUAAACUCUUUUAGCAGCA
Molecule: messenger RNA, 7869 nt
Organism: Phalacrocorax carbo (great cormorant)
Lineage: Eukaryota; Metazoa; Chordata; Aves; Suliformes; Phalacrocoracidae
Source: RefSeq, a predicted model, not a curated record